UGGCUAGGUAGCUGAGCAAGCAUUUCUCAACAGAAACUUAAAGCUUGGGGAUUGUUUUCCCUGUUUACAGUUAAAUAAUUUGACACACUAGCUUUGAAGAAGUACACUGCUAUCUAAUAACAAGCUACUUAUACACGCCGACCACAAACAGUACCAUUUUGCUGUUAAAACACGUUAGCAAACUGAGCUAGGUUAUUAGCUUGUGAGCUAACCUAGCUACAUAUUAUUUAGCACCGGCUUUCUCUCUGUCAUCGGAAGUUUACAUCCUGUUAUACCCUUUAGUUAAUACGACAGUCAGACAUUUCUAGUAGGCAUUUAAACUACUAUGAUAUUCAACUUACUAUUUUUCGCGUUCUGCGGUGAAAUCCAACGCUACUUUAAUAUCAUUGGUUGCUAACAAUUUGCGCUUGCUAGCUGUUUUUCCAGCACCUCCGAGACUCUUCUUCGGCGCUUACACCACCGAGACGACGGUGGCAGUGUGGUGCAUUUUACGAAACGUAGAAGAAGAACGUUCUUCCUCUCAUUCUGACAGAGAGAUGUUUAUGUUUUGACAGCAAGGAGAAGAUCUUCUGUUUUUUCAUUAAUUUCACGACAUCUAGAGGUUUUUUUAAUUUCGGAAAUGUUGUCAUUGAACUCUUUUCGGGUCGUGUGCUCAUCCCGGGCUUUACUGCACCCAAACUGGCUGCUGACAAACCGACAGUCUGCUUAUAAAACUGUUACAUGUUCAGCACAUUGCAUGUCCACCAACUUCCCCAGGAAGGACACAAGGCACAGCAGCAUGGACCUCAAAGCAAAGGGAAAUGAAAGGAUGGCCAUUUACUGCACUAAUCAUGUUAGUUCACCCAGGAAUUACUGUACAGGUCAAGUCAAACUGAACUGCUGGAACUGCAACCAGCCUCUUGACACAAGACCUGCAUUAUUCUGCAUGUCAUGCAAAGUCGUCCAGCCCCCAGAAGAAGGGGCAUCCUACUUCAAAAUAAUGGAUUGUGACUACACAUUCACACUGGACACAAAAAAACUGCAGAAAAGAUACUUGCAGCUCCAGCGGUCUCUACAUCCCGACAACUUCAGCCAGAAAGCUGUGAAAGAACAGGAGUAUUCAGAGAGCCACUCGGCUCUUGUGAACAAAGCGUACCAGACUCUGCUUAAGCCUUUGAGUCGAGGUCUUUAUAUGCUGGAGCUGGAGGGGAUGCGUAUAGAAGAGGGCACCGACUCCGGGGCGGAUUCAGAGUUUUUAAUGGAGCUGAUGGAGAUCAAUGAAGCUCUUGAUGAAGCACAGACUCCAGAGGAAGCCAAUAAGAUCGGCCAAGAUACAAAAGGGAAACUGGCAGCGUUGACGAAGGAGAUAGACGCUGCCCUUCUUAAAGGAGAGCUUCACGCUGCCAAAGCCCUGCUUGCCCAAAUGAAAUACUAUGCAAACAUCGAAGAGAAAGUGAAGGAAAAACUUUCUGAAUUCAUGUAAUUUCCUCCUAUUUAGUGUCACUUUAUUUAAUAUUUCUAGCUAUUCACAAAAAGUUUUAUACAGAGGCACAAAUUAUUGUACAUUUGUCUGUAUUUAAAUUUGUUGUUCAAGUUGAAUAAUAAAACUACUUGU
Centropristis striata (black sea bass) is the source of this 1594-nucleotide messenger RNA. It is a transcript of the gene hscb, whose product is annotated as HscB mitochondrial iron-sulfur cluster cochaperone. NCBI's taxonomy places the organism in Eukaryota, Metazoa, Chordata, Actinopteri, Perciformes, Serranidae. The coding region runs from base 620 to 1462 and encodes 280 amino acids. The transcript has 6 exons. The record is from RefSeq and is a predicted model, not a curated record. Gene Ontology annotation, biological process: [2Fe-2S] cluster assembly; protein complex oligomerization. Gene Ontology annotation, cellular component: mitochondrion. Gene Ontology annotation, molecular function: protein-folding chaperone binding; ATPase activator activity.